Lytechinus pictus (painted urchin) is the source of this 3207-nucleotide messenger RNA. RefSeq names its product trithorax group protein osa-like. Bases 610 to 2142 code for a protein of 510 amino acids. The record is from RefSeq and is a predicted model, not a curated record. Gene Ontology annotation, biological process: regulation of transcription by RNA polymerase II. Gene Ontology annotation, molecular function: RNA polymerase II cis-regulatory region sequence-specific DNA binding; DNA-binding transcription factor activity, RNA polymerase II-specific. The transcript has 5 exons. NCBI's taxonomy places the organism in Eukaryota, Metazoa, Echinodermata, Echinoidea, Temnopleuroida, Toxopneustidae. Gene Ontology annotation, cellular component: nucleus.
AGCGCUCUCUUAAUUUCCGCAAUAUGGUCAACUAAUAAGGUCAUCUUAAUUGCCAAUGCAGUUCCUGCGAUUUCAUAUCAUAUUGUAACACAUUGAUAACACGUCUUGAAACUGACCACCCUAACGUACCCUGCAUGACCGUCCAGAUCUGACUGACCACAUAAUAAUCAUAAAGCGAUAGAAUAAUUGCUCGUGUUUAUGAAUUGUCUUCCAAACACACUCCCCGAGGCUUGAGAUUCUUCUUCAGGUGACGACUUGGAGCCUCCGGGAAAUCCGCAUUACGUAAGAUUAUGCAACAUUGUAGAAGCUCACUCAGCCUAAUAUGCAAAUGAGAGUGACCAACGAACAGACGUUGCGUGGCUUUCCAAGGUCUUCAUGUAAAUGUGUGUCAACUGACCAUUGUAUGUGUCGCGUUAGGAAUGCACAUGUAUGUUCGGUGUCUAUACCGAGAGAUGGGUUAUACUUAUAGGCCUUCCACAGGAAACGUUUGGCACGGUUGGUGAUGGCAUUGUUGCCUUACAAUUGUUUAGCUGUAAAGAGAGGUAUUCUGUGACCAACAAAGGGGAUCUUUAGAUAUAACUCAAGUUCAGAGACUCAAGAAUUUCCAUAAUGAGCGAAGAGGAACAAAUGUACGAAUUUAACCCAGAAUAUGAAGAGGAAUCUUCGACAGAUUCGAAGCCAUCAAUUCCACCAAUAAGUUCAUUUACAAAGGGAUCUGGUAAUGGUGCAGAAGCAUUCCCCACCGGACUCUACAACUCAAAAGACAACACUCAUUCGAUGGCCAAUCUCGAAAGCAAUAACAAUGACAGCAGCAACACUGAUAGUUCUUCAGAAUCAAUGUCUGUCGCCUCCCCAUCACAACAAACACUUUCCCAGCAACCUCAAGAGACACAACAACAGCCAGCACAACACCAGCAGUUGCUGCCACAACCGCAAGCUUACAACCCCGCUGCUACUGAUUUUCCAUAUGCCAACCAGGUAUUAGUCACAUCAAGCUCGCAACAAGAGACAAAUGGAGUUCUACCAUCUCAUGUUAUUCACAGCGGACCUCUCCCAACUGCAAUGGCACCGGCAGGGAUGCCUUUGCAGGGCCAUACUGUCAUUCCAUUCAUGGCAUCAAGCAGUUCUACGUCAGGACCAACUCAAAGUAUAAUAUCAUCGGGUGGCCCUGAACAAAUGAUACAAUAUUCUACAUCAGCCAUGCAUCUACUGACCUCUACAGCGCAGCCCGUUUACAGCAUGCCAGCACCAGGCCAAACAAGCGCCAGUAUUAUUCAUGUCAACGAUGCCGUACCAGUACAACCAACCGUCUUACCUCAUAACAUUGAUUUGCAGCACCACUUACAACAUCAACAACAACUUCAGCAGCAGCAUCAUCCACCAAAAAAUGGAUCUGCAGAGAAGGAAGACCAAAAUGAUGAUUCUCGAAAAAUAUCUCUUGCCACUCUGGUUUCACAUGCCCAAAUGCAACCACCGGUCCAAGCUGGUUCAAAUCCAAGACCAGGUCUUCCCCCCCAUCUGAUGCAACUCAACCCCCCAGCACAGACCAUGUCCCCACUCGGUGGUCCUGUCCCACAACAUUUCGUUCCUGGUCCUGGACCAAUUCCUAUUCAAGGUUCCAUAGCCACCGGAAACUACGGAAAUGCACAGGUUUUACCUCCCCAGCCACAGCAGCAACAACAGCAAGUCCCAACGUCUGUAGUGUGCAUGCCGCCUCACAUGGGGCCACCUCCACAUGGCAUGGUUGAACAGCCAAAUCCAAUGAUUGGUGCUGGACCAGGACCGGGUGGAAUAGGGAUGCCUGAUGGUGUGGAAGACAGUCAGCAAAGUCCUGGAUCUUCUGGAGCCAGGAGGAACAAUAAGCGACGGGGUAACAAGAGAGAUGUCCCUAACGAUGAGAAAGAUUCUCGUUAUUAUGAACGAAGAGACCGAAAUAACAAGGCGGCGAAAAGAUCGAGAGACGCACGGAAAAUCAGGGAGGAACAGGUUGGCAUGCGGGCGCACUAUUUGGAGAAAGAGAAUGAUUUCUUGCGCGCACAAUUAAAUACUCUUCGUGAAGAAGCGAAUUCUUUGAGACUUCUCCUUGCGCAACGUCCUCCUGUAAAUCAAAUGCAACCGACAGGACAGCCUCCUAUGCAGUGAUUGUGCAUCUGUGAAAUCGGAAAUAUCUUGGAAAGUAUUGGAUUUUCUUCAAAAGGAUUGCGAGUAAUACCAAAUCUUUUUUUUUUCAUGGUAGGCAUUCGACUUCGACCGGAGUAAAUGUUUACCCGACAUUGACUAAUAAAGUAAGAUGUUUAUGAUGACAUUACUUCUUAUGCUUAUAUAGAGACUUGAAAACAAGGGAAAUAAGUAUAUGCAAUUUCUGACAAAAAAAUAGUUCAUCCAUCUAAAAAAAAGAACUCCAAUUCAAUUAAGGCUGGCUUGGUAUAGGAACGCAUAUACAUGUAUUGAAGUCCGUAAAUAACUCCAGUAAAUUGAAAAGCAGUUGCAAAUUCAAGUUAUGUUAUGCAGCAGUAUAAAUUAUUUGAUUUUCUUUCCUUUUUCUGGAGAAUAGGGUUAAGAAAAAAUGUGAUCUUCAAUAAUCACCAAAAACUUUAGAUCAUUUGUAUAUCACUUGCAUAUACUGUGAUUUUAUACCUCUGUUUCGAUGAGAUCAAAUACUAACUGGUAUGAUUCUCAUUCCUUGAUAUGAUUCUUAUUUUAGAGAGAGGUCUAAGAUUGUCAUUUUUUAUGAAAAAAAAAUCAUUUCAUGGGUAAUGUACUUGGAAUGUUGCUUUCCGAUGGAUGGAGAUGAGUCAUAUAUAUAUUUUCCCUGUCAAACACGUGUUAACCCUAACUUACCUGGGGGCCUUUUAAAGCCCCCCCCCCCCCCCUCGACAUUUUUCGCGACAUUUCCGCUGCGCGAAAUUUUUUGACCGCGCCGCUCGCUGACUUUUUACCUUCAAGUCUCGUCCAACUUCAAAGACCAAAUUUGUGACGCCCGGGCACCAGUUACGAAAUAACAAAACAUUUUAUAACUGCAUGUCAGACCAAACUUGCUCAAUAACGUUUAUAUCAUGUGCAAAGUCAGUUCAAAAUCUGUUUCACUUGCAAUUCAUAAAUAAGUGAUUAUUCUCACUUUUAUUGACAACAGUCAUUUGAUUUUAUGGUGUUAUGACUGAAAUAAUGUCCCUGAUGAGUUUUGUCAAAAGACGAUAACAAUAAAAA